Molecule: messenger RNA, 570 nt
Organism: Zea mays
Lineage: Eukaryota; Viridiplantae; Streptophyta; Magnoliopsida; Poales; Poaceae
Source: RefSeq, marked validated
GCAAUCAAACGUCCUACGGAGAACAAGUCGUCGAUCGACAGCCGUGCUCGUACGUCGUAGGCGGCGGCAUCGGGGCAUGGACAGGUGCGGCGGCGGCGCCAUGGCGUCGUACCUGGUGGCAGUCGUCCUGCUCGUUGCGCUCUUCGCGUCCUCUGCAAAAUCAGGUCGUCCUGAGCCACUCGACGGCGGCGGCAACGUUAACGGCAAUGGCACGGCGCCGCCAGUCAACGGCGGCGGCCCCGGCCCCGGCCCCGGCGCCGUACUGAAGCUGCAGUUCUGCAUCCAGAGGAACUGCGUGUACGAAGGCCGUGGCAACGCCCCGUGCUUCUGCUGCGGGGCCUUGAAGCCCAACCAGUGCUACGAAACGAGGGACCGGUGCAGCGGCAACUGCGUGUAGCGGUGUAGCCGCGCCGCCGCCGGCGAGGGCGAGCGAUGGGAGAUCGAUCGAUCGGUCCAUCGAUCUCAGCCGCCGCCGCCGCCAUCGAAUGGCUAAACAACGAACUGCGUGUUUUUUUUUGUUUUUCUGUCUUGAAGAAGAACCUUGGUAAAUUGCGCUGUUAUAGUGCUAUA